Molecule: messenger RNA, 944 nt
Organism: Drosophila teissieri
Lineage: Eukaryota; Metazoa; Arthropoda; Insecta; Diptera; Drosophilidae
Gene: ppk29
Exons: 9
Coding region: 228-944 (238 amino acids)
Biological process (GO): sodium ion transport
Cellular component (GO): membrane
Molecular function (GO): sodium channel activity
Source: RefSeq, a predicted model, not a curated record
UACCCUACGUCUUAAUAAAAAGUUUAUACGCAUAUAUUUUUAUUAACCCUAACAACAUAAACGCAGCAUCAAACGCUUGCAAGGAUCCGAAAUCGUGCGGUUUUGAUAUCUAUGAAUUAAGAAGAGAGUUCUUACCAACAAACUGCACUGGGAUCUUUGAGAAAGUAUACUUUCGUGAAAAAUUGCAGCCAAAUUGCGAAGAGAUAUUCAAGUUUCAUGAGACGGAAAUGGGCUACUGCUUUCUGGCAAACAAUCUAUUGGACUAUAAGUCUAUCGAAGAGAUGCCUCUCAGGUAUUCUUCGUUGGAGAAACACCGAAAUCUGCGAUUGAUUUUACGACCAACUACAAUGUAUGGGUAUGAGUUGUAUGUCAACAGCCCUGAGGAUCUUCCCUUCUUCAAUGCCUUGUCCUACAGCAUCUCACACGAACCCCAAGUACACGCCUUCAACGUCGAGGAGAUUGACAAUCACGAAGGCGUCAUCGACGAGCCCGUUUCCCAAAGGAAGUGCAAGUUCCCAAGCGAAAGUUCCGUCGAGGGGUUUCCUUACAGCUUCUCGACCUGCAUGUCCAUCAUCCGGAACGACAGUAUCUUUUGCGGAAUGUUGGAUCUCAACUGCUUGGAAAAUGCAAAGUUGGCAUCUAGAGUGAAGGAUUACGUUGGACAGAACAUGGCUUGCCUGCCAUCCUGCGUGGAGCAGCAGAUAAGUCUAGUGGGGUCCCAACUAGAUAAAAACAGCUCAUACAAGAAUCAAGAACAAGUCGUCGAUAUUCAAAUAGCCUCUCCACCCACAGCGAGGUAUCACCGAACAGUCACCCAGACCAAGCUGGAUCUAAUAGUUGGCAUCGGAAGUGUGGUAGGACUCUUCUUCGGCGCAUCCCUGCUGAACCUCUUGGAGAUCAUAUCGUACUUCAUAAAGACGGUCAAGACUAUGGUUUUCGGUUAA